UCUUGCUGCGACUGCGGACGUGCGGACGCGGACUGCGACUACUGCGAGAGCAUCUAUUCUUUCCUUCUACCAAUUUAAUUACUUAUUGUUAAUUAUUAUAUAACGUUGAUAAAACUUUGAUCAGAGGUUGCUCUCUUUCUCAAAGUUGAUCCAGAAAAAGAGGAAAUCCGCAGAAAUGUCACGAAGGGAGAUUAUGAUGUUACUGAAUGGUGGUAUUCAGGAAGAAAAUCUACCCGAAUAUGAGUGCGGCUAUGCUCCUGUUACCAACCACCGGCAUGCUAAAUGUCGUGAAUGUGGAAAAGAAAUUAAUGGGGGUGAAGUCCGUAUUGCCAAGCUGGACUAUUCAAGGCAUUACACCUUGAAACUGUGGCACCACAUCAACUGUUUUGCAGAGAACCGAGAAGAGCUCGGAUUUUUGGAGUCUGCCAUUGAAAUCCCAGGAUUUUGGAGCCUUGAAAGAGAAGGUAGAGAAGAGUUGAUGUCUGCUCUUCCACCUAUGGAUUCUGACGAAAGUGAAGGCUCUGAAAAUGAGGAUGAAGAAGAUGAACAAUCUGAAGAGGAAGAAGAAGUGAUCAAUCUAGCUUCUGAUGAUGAUGAUAGUGAGGAGGAAAAGGAGGAACCUCCAAGCAAGAAAGUGAAAACUUCUGUCAAGCCAGGUGAAGGAAAGAAAAAGGUGGGAAAAUAAAUGCUGCACCUUUUUGGUGAAGAGCUCAUAAUUGUCUUUUAAAAGAUAAUCAUACAUGCAUUUGACCUUUCACAACUUGCUCUAUUUUAAUCUGCUUUUUUAGUAACUUGAGAUUUUCAAAUUUGAUGUCAAUUUUGUUUGAGCUAUUCAAUAAUAUUUUUUGUAUUCAGAUAAUUCUUUUUACCUCCGAAUAAAUUACUCUGUCUUGAUUUAAUUUCAUGUAUUGCU
Messenger RNA from Neocloeon triangulifer, 913 nucleotides. Its product is annotated as poly [ADP-ribose] polymerase-like. The record is from RefSeq and is a predicted model, not a curated record. NCBI's taxonomy places the organism in Eukaryota, Metazoa, Arthropoda, Insecta, Ephemeroptera, Baetidae. The coding region runs from base 176 to 685 and encodes 169 amino acids. Gene Ontology annotation, molecular function: zinc ion binding; DNA binding. The transcript has 3 exons.